AUGGAAGAUGAAAUUGUAGUCCGCAUUGCCAAAGAUGUAGAAACCAGCUCAAGACGUGUUGGUGCACCCAUGGGUAUAAGAAAGUCUUCGGUGUCCAGAAUGAUAAGGAAACAAAAGCUGCAUCCAUAUCAUUUUACUCCAGUCCAGCAGCUUUUAUCGCGGGACUUUCCAGUUAGCUGGCGCCUGACCGGCCGCUGGCUAGCUGGCAACGUCGCCUGCAAGGUGUUCCUGUUCCUCCGGGCCUUCGGGCCCUACCUCAGCAGCAACGUGCUGGUCUGCGUGUCUCUCGACCGCUACUUCGCAGUGCUGCACCCCCUCAAAGUCAACGACGCAAGGAGGAGAGGCAAAGUCAUGCUCGCCGUGGCCUGGGGAGCAUCCUUCGUCUAUUGCAUACCCCAGAGCUUCAUUUUUCGAGUGAUGAGCCACCCCAAUUACCCUAACUACACCCAGUGUGUUUCCUUUGAGUUUUUUACUUCUCCUGCUCAAGAAGUGGCCUACAACCUAAUGUGCGUCAUGUUCAUGUAUUUCAUUCCUCUCUUCGUCAUCGUCGUCGCCUAUACCGCUAUCAUGUGUGAAAUCUCCAAGAAUUCCAAGGGUACACAGG
This is a messenger RNA of Anoplophora glabripennis (Asian longhorned beetle), 604 nucleotides long. Its product is annotated as gonadotropin-releasing hormone II receptor-like. The transcript has 3 exons. Gene Ontology annotation, cellular component: membrane. The annotation marks the transcript as partial. NCBI's taxonomy places the organism in Eukaryota, Metazoa, Arthropoda, Insecta, Coleoptera, Cerambycidae. The record is from RefSeq and is a predicted model, not a curated record. Gene Ontology annotation, molecular function: corazonin receptor activity. Gene Ontology annotation, biological process: neuropeptide signaling pathway.